GCAACUGAAGGCUUUGCCUUGCCUUCUCUUAUCCCUGGUUUACAGCGAAGGGAGGACAGCAAGGAGCAGCCCUUGCAUUCAAAAAUAACUCACUGGGCAGGGAUGCCAUGGAAUCGAGUAGCCAGGAAAAUGUCAGUGUCCAAGAUGAGGCUGUGGACGAAAGCCAAUUUAAAACAUGUAAAGAAAUUGCCUUCUACAGACGUCAGAAACAUUUGUGUCCUGGGAAGCCCUUGUAUCGAGUCUUGCUGGACACAGUAGAAUUAUCCAGUGGCAAUGUCAAAUUCCAAAUUAUCAAUGAAGAGUGCAAGGAUCCUCUUUUAGUAGAAAUUUAUGAAUUAGAAGGUAAAAUUUUCAGGCUUAAAAUUAAUGAGAUAACACCACUCAAACCAAGAUACCAAGUUCCUGAUGUUCUUAUAAAAGAACCUCCCAGCCUCAGGCUAACUGUAUUAGAGAAAGAUGCAGACAAGCUUGUUUUGGCUAGUGUCAGUGACGACCAACAGGUCCACAUAACAGUAAAUCCUUUCCAGAUACAACUUGUUUCUAAAGAUGAAAUUGUACUGAGCCUCAACUCAAAUGGCCUAUUGUAUUUGGAGCAGUUACAGCCACCACCCCAAACCAGGAAAUCUACAUUGCAAGAAAAGAGAGAUGGAUCCACUGAUUCUUCUAAGGAAGAUCAGGAUGACUUCGGUCUCUGGGAAGAAAAAUUUGGCAGCUUUUUAGACGUCAAAACAAAUGGUCCUAGCAGCAUAGGCUUAGAUUUUUCUUUGCAUGGAUUUGAACAUGUCUAUGGAAUACCUCAGCAUGCAGAAACACUUCUCCUUAAAAAUACCAGCAAUGAAGAUGUCUACCGGCUUUAUAACUUGGAUGUUUUCGGAUACAAGAUUUACAGUAAAAUGGGUAUCUAUGGUUCAGUGCCCUUGCUCUUAGCACACAAACCUGACAGAACCAUAGGAGUGUUUUGGUUAAAUUCCUCAGAAACUCUAGUGGAGAUUACCACUAAAGCUGCAGUAAAGGUUUUGCCUUCCCCAACUCCAGAUGUCUCCAAGCAGAGAGUGUUGCCUCAGACUGAUUUAUGCUGGAUGUCAGAAAGUGGAAUAAUUGAUGCUUUCAUCCUAAUGGGCCCCAGUCCUUUUGACAUUUUUAAGCAGUAUGCACAGUUGACAGGUACUCAAGCCCUGCCUCCACUCUUCUCUCUUGGCUACCACCAGUGCCGCUGGAAUUAUGAAGAUGAGAAAGAUGUAGAAGGAGUCGAUGCAGGCUUUGAUGUAUUCAGCAUUCCCUAUGAUGUUAUGUGGCUAGACAUUGAGCAUACUGAUGGUAAGCGGUACUUCACAUGGGAUAAGGAGAAAUUUGGCAAUCCUGAGAGGAUGCAAAAACAGAUACUCAUGAAGAAAAAACGCAAGCUUGUUGUCAUUCUGGACCCGCAUAUUAAAGCUGACCCACUGUAUACCAUAUACUCACAAGCAAAGGAAAAAGGCUAUUUUGUAAAAGAUAAUAAAGGUGAAGAUUUUGAGGGCAUCUGUUGGCCAGGUCCCUCUUCUUACUUGGAUUUCACCAAUCCUGAAGUCAGAGACUGGUAUGCAGAUCAAUUUUCAUUCAAAACAUAUAAGGGUUCCACUGAAAUCCUUUUUGCCUGGAAUGAUAUGAAUGAGCCUUCAGUCUUCAGAGGUGCAGAACUAACAAUGCAAAAGGAUGCUGUCCAUUAUGGCAAAUGGGAACAUCGAGAAGUUCAUAAUCUCUAUGGUUUUUAUCAGCAAAUGGCAACAGCAGAAGGACUGAUCAGACGAAGUGGGAACCUGGAGAGGCCAUUUGUUCUCACACGUUCUUUUUUUGCUGGAUCGCAGAGGUAUGGUGCAGUAUGGACUGGAGACAACAAAGCAGAGUGGAGUUACUUGAAAAUCUCCAUUCCCAUGUUGCUCACUAUCAGCAUUGCAGGAAUUUCCUUUUGUGGAGCGGAUGUCGGUGGAUUUAUUGGAGACCCUGAACCAGAGCUACUUGUUCGAUGGUACCAGGCUGGAGCACUCCAGCCUUUCUUUAGAGGCCAUGCCAAUAUGCACACCAAGCGCCGGGAGCCCUGGAUGUUUGGUGAAGAGAACACACAGAUCAUCAGGGAGGCUAUCAAGGAGCGUUACUCCCUUCUUCCUUAUCUCUAUUCACUGUUCUACCGAGCACAUACCGCUGCUGAACCAGUCAUGAGACCUGUCUGGGUAGACUUCCCCAAACAACUGGAAACUUUUGACAUUGAAGAUGAGUAUAUGCUUGGAAAUGCUUUGUUGGUGUAUCCAGUCACUGAACCCAAAGUGACAACAGUCAGUGUUUUUCUGCCUGGUUCAGAAGAGCAGAUAUGGUACGACUUUCGAAAAUUUAGAUGUCUGAAAAGUCAAGGUGUAUUGAAGAUUCCAGUGACCUUGAACAAUAUUCCUGUAAUUCAGCGUGGGGGCAGUAUUAUACCAUUAAAAACCUCUGUAGGAAAAUCCACAGAAUGGAUGAUAGAUUUUCCUUAUGAACUUCGUGCUGCCCUCGAUAGUAAGGAGUCUGCAGCUGGAGAGCUGUACUUAGAUGAUGGCCAUUCAUUUCAGUAUCUUCAUGAGAAGCAGUUCCUGCUGAGAAAGUUCACCUUCCAUAAGAAUAUCUUCUCAUCUAGGCAUGCAGAUGGGGACCCACAGUUUCACACAAAAUGUGUAGUGGAGCGGAUACUGAUUUUGGGAAUGAAAAACCAUCCAUCUGUUAUAACAGCCAGUAUCCACGGUGGAAAAGACAAAGCAGUGGCUUUCACAUAUGAUGCCAAGAACUCAGUGCUGGUCCUUCAAAAGCUUUCAUUAAAUGUCGGCAUUGACUGGGUGCUUCAUAUGAAGUGAAAUGGCAACUUCCAAAAAAUGAAUGAAAAGCUUCAGAAGAAUGGUUUGAAAAACUUAAACUCAGUCUUCUGAAGUGUGAGAUAGAUGAAUUUUUAAUAUUAAAAUCCCUACUAUAGAUUUAUAGAAAUGAGCUUUCUGGAGUCAAGAUUGUGUGUGUGCAAGAGAGAAAAUGCUGAACAGGAUUUGUAGUAAAAUGUUUAGAGAACAAGUUGACCUUUGCAAGCAUCAAGGCGACUGGCUUGCUUUGAAAGCCAAAAGAGUUAGGAAGAACAUCCUUGGAUGGGGGAAAUAACACACAGAGUGAUAGAGUGAUGGAAUAUUCCAAAUGAGUCAAAAAUGUAUUUUAAUAUAUUCACAAUUCUGUGUCCUGAUUGAAUGAAAGUUUUUGUACGUUUGCACUUUGAACCAGCCAAUAGAAUACAUUUUUAGGGACCUCAUUGUUGGAAUUACCUAUAUGAACAGCCAUUUUCUUUGGUUUGGGGGCCUCAGUUUUUUUGGAACUGGAUUUCCACUGAGGACUGCCGGCAUUAAAGGACUUUGGAUUUUCAGCCUUCUGGGUCCUGUUGUUCUCUCUGCUCUGUCAAGCCAGUGGACUUAAGAAUCCUGUUACAGUUGACUUUUUUUUAAUCAAAUGGAUGUGAAAUGAACUUUCAUGGGCUAGACUAUUAUGGCUCCUAUUAAAUUAAUUAACAUUCACAUUUUUUUUCUCAUAAAAAACAAGUUGUCAGUACUAUUUGCAACAGCUGCUCUUCCCAAAUGGCUGGCUUCCAAGAUGUUGCAGUUGUGCUAUCAAUGUUGUUUUUCCUGUUUCCAAGCAACAGCGUCUAGAAUUAGCCAUGGAUUCUUGCUUCUAUGGAUUGUCUUAUGCUCUAGUUUUUCUGCUCUUCUCUAUUUUUAUGCUCAGUGUACUGCUUCACGUACAGAGGUCCUGCUCCAGAACAAAUGUGCACUUUUCCAGCAUGAGAGAGGUGAAGACCUGGGUGGAUAUUCAUCAUUCAGCUUGUAAAAUUUGCACCAUUAUGAGGACUUGGCUUCCAUUAAUGGAACAAACUAAAGAAAUAAUGUAAUUUGGAAUGACUGGGAUAGCAAUAGAGCAAGAGAGAGAGAGACUGAUUAUUUUAAAAAGAAUUUAAAUAUUCGGUAGGUUCGGACUUUUCUUUAUUGACCACUGAAUACUUUUAUCAGUUUAGUCCACAAGGUUUUAAGGGCUGGACAAUUUUCCUAUGCUACACAACCCACUAAAAUGAACUUUUUCUACCCUUUUUUUAAAUGCUGAACCAUAUUUCAUCAUGAUACAGAUAUAACUCAGUUAUGUUAUUGGGCAUUACUUCUUCAAUAGAAAUUUUUGUUCCAGAGGCAAAAAAUAUAAUGGAAAGGAUACAGAUAGGUUCCUACUUCACAAAAAGAGCAGUUCAAUAUGUUUCAGCAAACUUUUUAUCCAAAUUCAGGUAAACUUCGCAAAAGUAAAUAAAAAUAUUUUGAACCUGAGACUACUUGAAAAUGUUUUCCAAAGUGCAUCUUAUUCUUUUACCAGCUUCCACUUUUUUCAAAUUUCUAUUUUGGUGCAGGUAGCUAUUGAAACACGAAUAUCUAUUUUUUCUUGUUUGUUUGUUCCUUAGUCAUCCAUCCUGGUUUCUUGAGACAUCUCCCAUUUUUCUUUCUCACUGGAACAGUUUGAAAUUGUGCCUUCAGUAUCUCUCCUUUGAGAAACUCC
Molecule: messenger RNA, 4572 nt
Organism: Sceloporus undulatus (fence lizard)
Lineage: Eukaryota; Metazoa; Chordata; Lepidosauria; Squamata; Phrynosomatidae
Gene: GANC
Product: glucosidase alpha, neutral C
Exons: 24
Coding region: 108-2858 (916 amino acids)
Biological process (GO): N-glycan processing; carbohydrate metabolic process
Molecular function (GO): alpha-1,4-glucosidase activity; carbohydrate binding
Source: RefSeq, a predicted model, not a curated record